UUUCUUUAUGUCCCCCUUGUUAUGACAGGUUACUGGAACAUUAGGUACGAAGUUUCCGUCAUGCACAAAGACUUCAGCUUCAUUCAGCUUGCCGGAGUACAAGUCUAGCAAGGUACUGGUCUCAUUGUCUGACGAUCUUUUUGUUUCGAAAUACUCCUUGAACUGGUGUUCUUGUUACGAAAUCUGCCAUAGAAAAAAUAACAACAAAAUAAAAGAAAUUUCUGUUGCCGAAAUUGCUCACCCUUUCGAUGCUGCAUGCUGAUCACAUCUAAUUCAAACUAUAAAUCAACUCACUCGUCUUGGUUUCACAGCUCCGGUUUCAAACACGCCAAGAAUAUGGUGCCGCAGCUGUGUCUGUUUCUCUGUGCCAGUCCCCUGCAAUCAACCUUUCAGCAACCGUCGGUAGUGCAAGCUUUGUCAUCGGUAUGGAGGCAGAAUACAAAACCGCUUCCAGCACUUUCUCCAAAUGUAAUGCAGGCAUUAGCAUGAAGAGUCUCAAUUCUGAUGCUUCAAUAAUUCUGGGAAACAAGGGUGGCUUGGUAACAGCAUCGUACGUUCAUUAUCUUGAUCAAGAAAAGAAGAAUGCAGCAGUGGUGGAGUUCACUCAGAACCUCUCAACAAAGAGAAGCACCUUGACAGUUGGAGGAUCGUGCAUGGUUGAUCAUCAAACAGUGGUGAAAGCUAGACUCGAUGGUAGCGGAGAUGUUAAGACUCUUCUGCAGUACAGUAUUAGACCCAAGUCGCGCUUGUCUAUCUCCGGCGAGUUCAACACCAAGGCACUUGACAGGAUUCCUAAAAUUGGACUGGCACUUUCUCUUGCCCCUUAAACAAUUUCGCAAUAUUCAUAUGCAACUGAUGCAAUUAUUAGAUAGAUGUUUCUACUGAUAUAAGUUUUUCUAGAUCUGUAUGAUUCUAUCAGUUUAGAAAGCUGCCGGUUCAACAGGUCUAGUGCUAGUGUUUCAAAGCAAUCUGCAUCUGAAAUUCGAAAUCAUUUCAGCGACAACCGAAGGAUUUUACUUAUAUGAUCUAGUUGCACACUGGCUGGGAAUUCCCAAAAAAUAAAUCUUGACACACUUACAAAUCAACUCCAAACUAGUAUUGCAUCUCCCACUGAUUUUAUCUAAUGGCUUGGAACUUCUUGUUCCCGUCUACUCAGUAGUUUAUGGAGCAGCAUCCACUUUUUGUUUUUCGCUCUAUCCAGUUUAACCUGCGCCAUAGAAGUUCUCCGUCGCUUGAGAGCAGACUUGAACGCAGAGGGAUGUUCAGCAAAAGCAUGAAAAUCUUCCGCUUUAGAUCCGCGCACACCAGCUCAAUAAAAUCAAUGUGUAUGGAGAACAUUUCUAUUUCAGUACUACAGCCAUCACAUUCAGCAGUCUGCAAAUGUAUUAGUAACAACAGGUUGUGCGGUCCAAUGGUCACUUUGGAGAUUUGAACCUGGUGCACCAUUUGAUCAGUAGCGCUUCAACACUGGCAUCCAUUCGGGUCCCGAUUCCUCCCCAGACCAGCAUAUGGGCGAAGUCUCCAAAUGUCGAACCAGUUACUUCAUGUACAGCCUUGAAUCCGAUUCUUGAAUAGAACCGCACAAGCUGAACAAAAAAAUUAGACGCUUCACCAUUUUGCUAUUUGUGUUAUGAGAGUAUAAAACGGAAAGGGAAAUAUGCACAAACAGAACCUUUUACAAACCGUCAAUAAGAAGUAGAGCUUCUUCACUACGUCAACUGUAAACAGAAAAUAAAAGGACGAACCUUGUGGUGGUAAAUAUCGGAGUCAUUGAUAGCCAGCAGCUCAGCCGUUCCGCAACCGCAAUCGUAUCCAUACCGAACGGCAACAGCUCCAAGAAACAAACCGAUCCCAAAUAUCGACUUCUCCAUCCCCAGAGUCUCUCUCUUGAGUCUGAUGGACUCCAAGUGAAGGAUCCUCCCUUUCAGCCAGACCCUUAUGAGCCCCUCGGCCUUUCCGAGCUCUUUCUUCGUCCCCAAGCUUCUGG
Malus domestica (apple) is the source of this 1987-nucleotide messenger RNA. NCBI's taxonomy places the organism in Eukaryota, Viridiplantae, Streptophyta, Magnoliopsida, Rosales, Rosaceae. The record is from RefSeq and is a predicted model, not a curated record.